UUUGGGACAGAUAGAAAUCCAGUGAAAUUUCAUAUCAUGGAGAGCAGUGCUCUUGAGACCCUGGAGUUCCUCUGGAUGCACCCAGGAGAGACCCCCGGGUUUCAUAGAGUGCUUUCUAAACCAGUGGUGAGUUAAUUGCAUGUAUCUAACUCUAGUUAGACUGGGAGUCAAGAAGUUUGUGACCAGAGACUAGAUCUUCCUUCCCAUCGCUUGAUUCCAGACUUCUGGGCAGGAGUGUGGAAACAGACAUUAUCCCAAACAGGAUUUUCCGUGUUUGAAGGAUUCAAGUAGAUAAGCCAACGGUGCUGAGGCGGUGAGUAAUAGCCUUUGACGGGGAGCCCCUGGGCAGAGAGGGCAACUGCGGCUGCUCUCUGGGGAGAAGCAUGCUGCCCAUGCCCGCAGGAGGCCGGGCUCCUGCUCCGCUCCCGCUCACCAUGAGGGCUGUCCUCAUCCUGAGCUUUCUCCUGGCAGCAACCUUGAGCCAGAAGAUGUUCAGUGGAGACCAGGUUCUCCGAAUCAAAGCCAAGGAUGAGAAGCAACUCCAAUUACUCAGGGAUCUAGAGGACUCAGAAGACCUGAAGGUUGAUUUUUGGCAUGCUCCAGCCAGGCCCAGCCUCCCUGUGGACAUGAGAGUUCCUUUUUCUAACCUGAAAAGUGUUAAGAACUAUCUCAAUUCUAGUGGCAUCUCCUAUACCAUCAUGAUUGAGGACGUACAGGUGCUGCUAGAUGAGGAACGAAAAGGCAUGACUGCCUCCCGGAGACUGGAGAGGAGCACUAGUAGCUUCAGAUACAACUCUUACCACACUCUAGAGGAGAUCUACACCUGGAUGGACGACUUUGUGGCAGAGCAUUCAAACCUGGUCUCAAAAAUUAUGAUUGGUCAAACCUUUGAAAAACGUCCCAUUUUUGUGCUGAAGUUCAGCACUGGAAACAAAACCCGGCCGGCCAUCUGGAUUGACACUGGCAUUCACGCUCGGGAGUGGAUCACCCAAGCAACAGGAGUCUGGACAGCCAUGAAGAUCGCCACGGAUUAUGGGGAAGAACCAGUGCUGACCGACGUCUUGAACCACAUGGACAUCUUCCUUGAGGUUGUCACCAACCCUGAUGGGUUUGCUUAUACCCACAGCAUGAACCGUCUGUGGCGCAAGAACAGAGCUAUCAACCCAAAUUCCACUUGCAAGGGGGUAGAUCCCAACAGGAACUGGCGCUCUGGCUUUGGAGGUGCUGGUUCUAGCAACAACCCCUGCUCGGAGACUUAUCAUGGGCCCUUCCCUCACUCUGAGCCAGAGGUGGCCUCUAUCGCAAACUUCAUCCAGAAACACAAGCAUUUCAAGGUUCUGAUCUCCAUCCACAGCUAUUCCCAGAUGCUUCUGUAUCCCUAUGGCUACAGAAAGGAACCUACUCAUGAUAAUGAGGAGCUGGAUAACCUUGCCCGUGAUGCGGUAGAAGCUCUCUCCCAAGUGCAUGGAACUGAGUAUGUCUAUGGGAGAACCAUCAGCACCAUCUAUGUGGCCAAUGGGAUCACUAUCGACUGGGCCUACGAACACGACGUUAAGUAUUCCUUUACCUUUGAGCUUCGGGACACUGGGAUUUAUGGCUUCUUACUGCCAGCCAGUCAGAUCAUCCCUACGGCUGAAGAGACAUGGCCAGCCAUCCUGACCAUCAUGAAGCAUGCCCGCGAUAACCCCUACUAGCAACUCUGUGUAGGCUCAGCCUGAGGAAGUAGCUUCCUUCAAAACCUGGGCCUAUCCCCAGAGCCAGAGUUGCACCUUCCCUUGUCUCCACAUCUACCCAACCUCCCCCUGUUUUUUCUCCUUCAAACAAUAAAAACAAGU
Molecule: messenger RNA, 1835 nt
Organism: Dromiciops gliroides (monito del monte)
Lineage: Eukaryota; Metazoa; Chordata; Mammalia; Microbiotheria; Microbiotheriidae
Product: carboxypeptidase A5-like
Exons: 12
Coding region: 384-1694 (436 amino acids)
Biological process (GO): proteolysis
Molecular function (GO): metallocarboxypeptidase activity; zinc ion binding
Source: RefSeq, a predicted model, not a curated record